AUUAUUACUAUGGAAAUAUCGAAUAUAAAUGAUUUAUCUAACUUAAUAAAGGAAAAAGAGAAAGUAUACACAUUUCGAAAACUUGAAUAAAAAGAUGUUAAGAAAAUUUAAUAACUUAUGACUAAGUCAUUUGUAUAUGAAAAUCAAGGAUUUAUAAUAUUAAAAGUAACUGAAGAUGAUCUAAACUCAGAGUUAAUGUUUUAAUUUUAGUAAUUAUUUUUUUUAAGUUUCAUUAGUGAUUUUAUGGUUUAAGAGAAUCUAUCUUAUGGAGCAUUUCAUGGAGAUGAACUAGUAUCUGCUUGUUUGACUUAUGACUUAUCUAAUAACAAUAACUUUAAUUAUUAAGGACCAGAGCCAUCCAAAGUUAUGUAAGAAAUCUAAAAAUUUGUUGAUAUUUUGCUAGAUAAGUAUGCAGAUGCAAAAAAUAUACAAAAAAAAGAAAUAGCAUAUUUAAGUCAUCUUGCAACUAGAGCUGAUCACUUUUAAUAACAAUUAGCUGUUUCCUGUGCCUAUUUAUCUGCAGAAGAAUGUAGAAAGUUAGGUUUCAAAUAAAUGAUCACUGAAGCAGCUCAUAUAGGUACAUAAAAGAGCUUUUCUAAAAUUUUCAAGAAUUUUGAAAAAUUUAAGGAGAUUAAGGAACUUAAAGGAUAACCUGUGGAUAUAGUUUCUUUAAUUGGAGCAUUUAACACCCAAUAAUAUUGA
Messenger RNA from Paramecium sonneborni, 702 nucleotides. The record is from the annotation of a GenBank genome assembly. Lineage: Eukaryota; Ciliophora; Oligohymenophorea; Peniculida; Parameciidae.